Lutra lutra (Eurasian river otter) is the source of this 4371-nucleotide messenger RNA. It is a transcript of the gene FGF12, whose product is annotated as fibroblast growth factor 12. Gene Ontology annotation, molecular function: fibroblast growth factor receptor binding; growth factor activity. The record is from RefSeq and is a predicted model, not a curated record. NCBI's taxonomy places the organism in Eukaryota, Metazoa, Chordata, Mammalia, Carnivora, Mustelidae. Gene Ontology annotation, cellular component: cytoplasm. Gene Ontology annotation, biological process: cell differentiation; animal organ morphogenesis; positive regulation of gene expression. The coding region runs from base 1738 to 2469 and encodes 243 amino acids. The transcript has 5 exons.
CCCUCCGGGGCCUGGGGAGGCGGCGGCGCGGCGGCUAGGGGCGCCCCGCUACCCCGCAGCUCUGAGCGGCCACCCGCGCAGCAAGUUGGGCGAGUUGGCGGCAGCCCGCACCUGCUCCCUGGCCUUGACCCCAGAGUCUGCGUCCGGCUCCGGGGGCGCGCUCGACAGCCUCCAGCCGUCGCCCCGGACGGCCUGGGGGCCCCGCCUGCGCUCUCAGCGCCAGACCAUGGUGGGCAGCUCCGGGCCGGAGCCGCAGCCGCCUCGAGCCGACGUCGCCCGCAGCCAGCCCCCGCCCCGCCCGAGCCGACGCGCGGGGGUUCGCAGAGCGCCGGUCACUUCCUUCCUCGGCCGGGAUGGGCUGCGCGGGAGCGAGUGAUCGGCCUCGCGUCCGGCGGGUAAUCCCCAUCUGAUCUGCUGCCUGCGAGCUGCGGACUGCCGGGCCGCGCGAGCCUGGGGGGCCCGGGCACCGCGGCGAUGACCUGAUCCCGAGCCCACCAGGGCACCCCCUCCUUCCCUCUUCCCUCGCUCCCUCUGAGCCUGUGCGGAGACCCGCUCCGUGCGGCGGCACCGGGCGGACCAUGGCGGGGAGCUCCAGUUAAGGCGUGUGGGCGCCGAGCUGGAGAGGACACCUUCGGCAUCGCUGCCUUUUGAGGGGGCUUAUUUAAACUACUGAGUCAUUCCAGAUUUAGGAUUCCCUAAAUAAUCACCAACUGUGCCCGUCUUGUGCCAGAAAGCGAGCAGAAAGAGCAAGAGCGCCCGCUCUUGGGACCCCGCGCAUUCCCGGCGCUCGCCUCUCGCGGGUUUCUCCCCGAGGGGUGCUUGGCCCUCGAGGAUCUCCCUCCCUCCCUCCCUCCGUUCCUCCCUCCUUCCCCGUCCCUCCUUCCCUCCCCCUCCCUCUUCUCCCGCUCUCAGCGCAGCGCUGCUGGCGGGGAGUCGCGCGCACCGCAGCUGGAAACAGCUGCCCCCGCCCCGCGCCCCUACCCCGACUCCGGCUCACGGCUCCCACUUCACGCCUCUCGGAAUUCCAGAACUCCGGCGGCCGGCCUCUGGAGAACCGCAGCCGGCGCGAUGCAUUCCGUAGACCUCACCCAGCCGGGACGGACCUCCUAAUCUCCAGAACUGCGGGCCGCAGGGAGUUAAAUUGCUGCCUUCCUCUCCUUCUCUCUGGCGGUUGGUGGCUUGUUUUCUAAAGGAACGUUUUAUUCACUUUUUAGUAUUUUCUACCGGGGGCUCGCUGCCCUCCCCGGUCCGGACUCUGCUUUGUAAACGGGUUUUAUAUGUCUGUAUGUGUAGAUAUACUUUGGACGCCUUACAACGCUUGCGCCUCUCCGACGGGGGCACGGCUUGUUGUUUUGGACAUCCUUCUUACCCUUCCACUUGGUACUCCGAACGCAGUGUGACCAAACUCCCCACCGCCCCUCGGACGCGGAUCGCCGUGGGGUGCAAGUUUGGGGCGCAAGAGUCUAGUUAACUGGAAGGCCUGGGACCGCCCCGCCCCCGCGGCCAGCGGGUGGGGAAGUUUACAUCUGGAUUUUCACACAUUUUGUCGCCACUGCCCAGACUCUGACUAACCUUGUGGGCGUCGGGUUUUCCGUACUGCAGCCUCCUCAAAUAUUAGCACUGCCUCCCCGCGCCUGCCCUGUCCCUCCAGGCCGCCGAGGUCCUGCCCUCGCCCCGGUGGAGCGCGAUCCCGAGGGCGCAGUGGAGCCCGGGGCCUGGGGCCCGCGCUGAGCAGCUAUGGCUGCGGCGAUAGCCAGCUCCUUGAUCCGGCAGAAGCGACAGGCGAGGGAGUCCAACAGCGACCGGGUGUCGGCCUCCAAGCGCCGCUCCAGCCCCAGCAAAGACGGGCGCUCCCUGUGCGAAAGGCACGUCCUCGGGGUAUUCAGCAAAGUGCGCUUCUGCAGCGGCCGCAAGAGGCCAGUGAGGCGGAGACCAGAACCCCAGCUGAAAGGAAUUGUGACAAGGUUAUUCAGCCAGCAGGGAUAUUUCCUGCAGAUGCACCCAGAUGGUACCAUUGACGGGACCAAGGACGAGAAUAGUGACUACACCCUCUUCAAUCUAAUUCCUGUGGGCCUGCGUGUGGUGGCUAUCCAAGGGGUGAAGGCCAGCCUCUAUGUGGCCAUGAAUGGUGAAGGCUAUCUCUACAGCUCAGAUGUUUUCACUCCAGAAUGCAAAUUCAAGGAAUCUGUAUUUGAAAACUACUAUGUGAUUUAUUCUUCCACACUGUACCGUCAGCAAGAAUCAGGCCGAGCAUGGUUUCUGGGACUCAAUAAAGAAGGUCAAAUUAUGAAGGGAAACAGAGUGAAGAAAACCAAGCCCUCAUCACAUUUUGUACCAAAACCUAUUGAAGUGUGUAUGUACAGAGAGCCAUCACUUCAUGAAAUUGGAGAAAAACAAGGGCGUUCAAGGAAAAGUUCUGGAACACCAACCAUGAAUGGAGGCAAAGUCGUGAAUCAAGAUUCAACAUAGCUGAGAACUCUUCCCUUCGUCCCUCUCUCAUCCCUUCCCUUUCUCCCCCCUACUUUUCCCAUUUCCUUCUAAUAAAUCCACCCAAGGAGAGGAAAAUAAAAUGGCAACCCAGGACCUAGUGACUAAGAUUCUGCACUCAAAAAUCUUGCUUUGUGUAGGACAAAGAAAUUGAACCAAAGCUUGCUUGUUGCAAUGUGGUAGAAAAUGCACAUGCACAAAUAUUAGCACAUAUAAAAUCAAGAGAAAAAAAUAAAUCAAGACACCACAACAUUGUGCUGUUAUUAAUAGAAGGCUAAUUAUAAUGAAAACAUAACUAUAAUAAAUUUGAAAUAAAGUUAUUAUCUUAAUGACAAGGGUUUUGGAGAAUUGAACUUACAAAUCAAUGUAAUACCCUGAAUAACUUAAACUUUGGAUAAUACUGUGAUGUGUGCUUCCUGUUGAAUUUGAAUUUUCUUUGGGCAUCUGGAAUUGACACAUAAUUACAUUCUGUUUCCAGGAUUUUUUUUUACCAUGAUAUUAAACAUGUACAAAUUAUAGAUUCUUCUAAUUCCCAUAUGGUAUAAGCCAGAAAUCAUUUAAAAGUUUAAACUUUUAUUCUUGAAUUUGUUACUUACAAUUAUUUUAUGCAAAAGAUAGACUUCUGUUGAAUUUAAUAGUAUUAGCUGAUUUUAUUCUUUUAUAAAAAGUUUCAGAUUCACCUAGGAGAUUAUCAUAUUUUUAUCAAAAUAAUUAAUCCAGGAUCUCAUUUUUUUUAGUUAUUUAGAAAAAAAAAUGUGUUCUAAGGCUGAGGUUACUUUUGAGAAUUCUGUGUCAUUGCCAUGCUUGGGCAGGGAUGAAUAAGUUAUAUGCACUUAUCAUUUGGUCUGAUUUUUCACAUUGUGCACAGCUUGGAGAGUAUUGGUGCAUGUCUAGCUGUGUUAAAGAGUUUUGUACCAUCUCUUGCAGCAGGAAAGAAAGAAAAGGGGUUUCACACAAGGAAAUAAAUCCUAGGAUAUUGGUCAAAGCAAAUCGUUUUUGCCUUUGUACCUUACCAGAAUUUUGUGUAUGUAGCACUUUCCAAACUUCACCAAGAAAUUGGGAGGCAUGAAUGUGAAAUUCCUAAUUUAUUAUCUCAUGAAGCCAGUGGCUUGCUUGUUACUAUAUAUCCUUGUUAAUAAGUCUAGUUGACAGUAACUGUCUCCUAGAACACAGAAGGGAAGUUGAUACAUUGAAUUUUCAAGGGGCAUAGAGAAAGGAUAUAGAAUUAACAGCUAUGGUUCCAACACACAGGGUUGUGUGAGCUUAAAGUAGUAAAAAACAACAACAACAACAACAAAAAAAACAAUUCAGCGUAAGGACUGGGCAAAUGCAUAGUUAGGAAUACUAAAGUAUUAGGAAAGCAUUAGGAAAGAAAUUAACGUAAUACAAUUGCCUUGGGGGGGAAAAUAGAUCUAUUUAGUCCUACAAAUCAAGAAUGGUAUAGAGACAUCCAAAUUAAAACAGAAUGUUAAAAAAAAAUGUAUGCAGAAUUAUGGAUAUUAUCAAUGAGAAGACUUAGCAUGUUACUUCUCCUAUAGCUCUACUGUCCAGCAUGUAUUGUUCCAAAUAUGACUCCCUAAAAUAUAUACACUUUGCAGAAGCUCUAGGCCUUCACUUAAAUGACCUUGCCAUUGGUUGCUGUAUUUUUUCAAAGUCAAUGUAGUUCCCCUCACUCUACACAAUCAUUAUUUUUUAAUAGUGGUUUGUGUCCUUCACCAAGUAUUCUAUUUAUGUUAUCAGGAGGUUAGCAGAAAAUGAAAUGGAGGAAUUUGCCUUAUCGUUUGUAAAGAAUACAAGUUAGGCAUCUAGACAAGGAUUUUGAACACACAUUUGCAAAAGAUAUUUGUUUAACCAAAAUAUUUUGAAAGCAUUACAUUAAAAGGG